AUGGACAAGAAAAGCAAAAUGCAAGCAGAGAAGCACCUCACGGGAACGCUGGUCCUCUCUGUCUUCACCGCGGUGCUGGGCUUCUUCCAGUAUGGCUACAGCCUGGGUGUCAUUAACGCCCCCCAGAAGGUGAUCGAAGCGCACUACGGGCGUGUGCUGGGCAUCGCCCCCCUGCACACACACCCCACCAACGGCUCCGGGGAGGACAUCACCCAGCCCAGCACCGAGCAGCCCUGGGCGGGCACCGAGCCCACGCUCGCUCCCCUGGACGAGGACCCCGCAGCCUCCCCGCACCUGCUCACCAUGUACUGGUCGCUCUCGGUGUCCGUGUUCGCCGUGGGCGGGAUGAUCUCCUCCUUCACCGUGGGCUGGAUCGGCGACCGCCUCGGCAGGGUGAAGGCCAUGCUGGUGGUGAACGUGCUGUCCAUCGCCGGGAACCUGCUCAUGGGACUGGCCAAACUGGGGCCGUCUCACCUGCUCAUCAUCGCUGGGAGAGGCGUCACGGGGCUGUACUGUGGGCUCUCCUCUGGCCUCGUGCCCAUGUACGUCAGCGAGGUCUCUCCCACGGCCCUCCGAGGAGCGCUGGGGAUGUUGCACCAGCUCGCCAUUGUCACGGGGAUCCUCAUCAGCCAGGUCCUUGGACUAGACUUUCUCCUGGGCAACGAUGAGAUGUGGCCGCUGCUCCUCGGCCUGUCCGGCGUGGCUGCCCUCCUGCAGUUCUUCCUGCUCCUACUGUGCCCCGAGAGCCCCCGAUACCUUUACAUCAAACUGGGGAAGGUGGAGGAAGCUAAAAAAAGUUUGAAAAGGCUCAGAGGAAACUGUGACCCAAUGAAAGAGAUUGCUGAGAUGGAAAAGGAAAAGCAAGAAGCUGCUAGUGAAAAGAAAGUCUCCAUAGGGCAGCUUUUCACCUCUUCGAAGUACAAGCAGGCUGUCCUCGUGGCACUGAUGGUGCAAAUAUCCCAGCAGUUCUCAGGGAUCAACGCGAUCUUUUACUACUCCACAAACAUUUUUGAGCGAGCGGGCGUGGAGCAGCCCGUUUACGCAACCAUCGGCGUGGGAGUGGUGAACACCGUCUUCACCGUUAUCUCCGUCUUGCUGGUGGAGAAGGCGGGCAGGCGGUCGCUGUUCCUGGCUGGUUUGAUGGGCAUGUUAAUAAGCGCCGUGGCCAUGACUGUUGGACUUGUGCUUCUGAGCCAGUUUGCCUGGAUGAGCUACGUCAGCAUGGUUGCCAUCUUCCUCUUCGUCAUCUUCUUCGAAGUGGGGCCCGGGCCCAUCCCCUGGUUCAUUGUAGCCGAGCUGUUCAGCCAAGGCCCGCGGCCUGCUGCCAUCGCCGUCGCCGGCUUCUGCAACUGGGCCUGCAACUUCAUCGUGGGCAUGUGCUUCCAGUACAUCGCGGACCUGUGCGGGCCCUACGUGUUCGCCAUCUUCGCCGCUCUGCUCCUCGCCUUCUUCCUGUUCGCCUACUUCAAAGUGCCGGAGACCAAAGGGAAAUCCUUCGAGGAGAUCGCAGCCGUGUUCCGCCGCAAGAAGCUGCCGGCCAGAGCCAUGACGGAGCUGCAAGAGCUGCGGGCCGGCGAGGAGGCGUAG
Messenger RNA from Colius striatus (speckled mousebird), 1587 nucleotides. It is a transcript of the gene SLC2A2, whose product is annotated as solute carrier family 2 member 2. NCBI's taxonomy places the organism in Eukaryota, Metazoa, Chordata, Aves, Coliiformes, Coliidae. The record is from RefSeq and is a predicted model, not a curated record. The transcript has 11 exons. Gene Ontology annotation, cellular component: brush border; membrane. Gene Ontology annotation, molecular function: hexose transmembrane transporter activity. Bases 1 to 1587 code for a protein of 528 amino acids. Gene Ontology annotation, biological process: monosaccharide transmembrane transport.